CAGCCAGGCGCUCAGCGCUCUACUACUACAGAUAUUAUCGAGUGGGUAUUCUGUCAAAUACAAUAGUUUUGAUGGAUUUGCUGUGAUUGCUGCUGCGCUCUGGCAGCUGUCUGGGAAAAGGUCGAAGGCUCUAUUUUUACCCGUUUUUGGGAAUUGCUGCCCCUGCACUCGUUCUGCUGUGUCACACCAAAACAACCCCGUCUCUCCUCGCAAAUUUCCCCUCUCUCGCUGCUUAUCUCUUGCAUCUAUCUUGUUCUCUGGAUCUUCACACGGUAGCGUCCGCUCUUUUCCAUUGAGCCGUUGUCAGAAGCUCCCAGAGCACCUGGCUGCUACAUGUCUCUCGUUGCCUGAACCCCGUCUCUCAGUAUCAACACGCGGCCCCCUUUUAGCCCAGUUCAGGUUAUAAGAACGAGCAGGCCCCUCGUGCCAUUGACCAUGUCGCAUGGCUCUCUCCUUGAGGGAGAGCAGCGUAAGCGCCUCCCUACUCUGUUCGAGGUUCUCAGCCGUCGCACUCUGGCCCCCGUCGAUCUCUUCUCUUUCUACAUUUACAUGCGGGAUCAGCAGCGCUCCGUCGACUAUUUAGAUUUUUGGCUUGAUGUCUCCCAGCAUAUGUCCCUGUGCCGUCAUUAUGUCCGAGAACUACGCCGUUCCGUCUUGAUCGCGACCCCCGAUCUCGAGAAAACUAGCAGCAGCACUAGACGCUCGUCAGGAGUCCUGGAGAAUGUGGAAGGAAUCGGCGAUAUUCCGCUGGCAGAGGCCGGUCCCUCUGGUUUUCGUGGGUCAGAGGAAAAGGACGCUGAUAAAAGACUGUCCGCAUUUCUACGACAGGAUGGAGGACAGGGCACAGAACACACGCCCCCUAGUAGUCGAGGGUCUGAUUCCGGCAUUGGCCGUACAUCGCCUUUCGACCAACCUCCUCGUCCAAGCUUUGCAAGAUCUGACGCGCGGAAUGGGUCGUCCAGUUCUCCUGGUCACACUGUCGCCCGCGCCGAUAUUCGCGCCAGUGCGGAGAAAAUCCUGUAUACCUACCUCCUUCCUGGUUCAGAGAGAGAGAUAGUCUUGCCACAUGAUAUGGUGUCGUCUAUCAUCACUAUGGUCGAAGAAGAAGCCAGAGACGAUCCAGAAGUGUUCGAUCCGGCCAAGGACUAUGUUUUCCAGGCAAUGGAGCGGGAUGCUUUCCCGGGGUUUUUGCAGGCGAAAGCCCUUGGGAAUCUCGUUCCUCUGAGUGUUCUCGCACGUUUGGCGGUCGCUCUUAUGGCUUUCGGUGGAGGAUUCUGGGGCGCUUGGUAUGUUGUCCUCAGGGAUAAACCGAGGCAUAUUCGCUGCUGGUUGAUUCUACCAUUUGUCAUCGCUGCCUAUUUUAUUUCCUCGUAUCAAUACAACAUCGAUCCAAUCAUGGCUUAUCUGGGUUUCAGCGAAUACACGUUCCUAAACUGGGCACGUAUCCGUGAACCGUAUGUUCGAACUCUCCUUAACAAACGGGCAACGGCAACUAUCCUGAUAGCGGCCUUUGUUGCUGCGUCUCUCAGCGUGCUAUUCAUCUUCGUCCCCGGUACAAUGUUGUGAACGCCGCCCCAAUGUUUUCCGAUUUCUUCAGCGUCAUGCAGCAUGCUUUUGCGAUAUCAUUCUAGUAAUAUUUUAAUGUGCUCAUCUUGUCCUCCGAGGUACUGAGAUCUCCCCACGACGGCUUCUAUCCGGCAAUGAAUCCAGAAAAGUUCUUGUUUCAAAGCAAUGUUGCAUAUACCCGUCGGCUUGAUUCACAGUGAACUCCCUCUCAAAGAACCGUUGUAUUUUUGUCCAUGUGCAUGGCUGCAUUCGCCCCUUUGCUCAAAACUCGAAAGAACUAAUUAAUAAUUUUGCGUGCAAUUGUUAGCGAAUCCUGUUACCUGGUCUGUGGCUCUUUUGCUCUUUCAUCCUUGUAUCUUUCGGAUGUUUUGUCUCUUGGUCUUUACAAUACCCCCUUUUUGUGUGUAUAUGUGACAUGAUUUUCUGUUCUUACCCGUUGUCCUCGGUGUGGUUAAGGGGAUGCUUAAGCUAGGCUGUUCAUACAUCACUAGCCAUAGCAAUGUCAUAUCUUUCUUUUUCAUGUCUCAAAGUAAUCAU
Messenger RNA from Monascus purpureus, 2103 nucleotides. Lineage: Eukaryota; Fungi; Ascomycota; Eurotiomycetes; Eurotiales; Aspergillaceae. The record is from the annotation of a GenBank genome assembly.